AUGUCUGGACGUGGUGGUAAAGCACGCAAGAAGCCUAGUUCUCGAUCAGCUCGAGCUGGUUUACAAUUUCCUGUGGGUAGAAUGCAUAGGCGAUUGAAAUCUUCUACGCAUCAUUUAAGAAUUGGUUCUGGCGCACCUGUUUACUUGGCUGCUUGUAUCGAAUAUUUAACUGCCGAAAUUUUGGAACUAGCUGGCAAUGCUGCUCGUGAUAAUAAGAAGUUACGUAUUAUUCCCAGGCAUAUCCAAUUGGCUAUAGGUAAUGAUGAAGAACUUCACAAGCUACUGAGCGACGUUACAAUUGCAUCCGGAGGUGUGUUACCUCACGUCCAUACUGAACUUUUAUCAAAAAAGGCGAAAGGAGGCGGCGCGUCUGUAGCAGCUGCUGCAGCUCCAAAAAAGAGCAAAGUCAGGGUAUCAAGAGUUGGUAAAAGUACUCCUGCCAAAUCGAACUUUUCUAAAAAGAGCGGUAGUUCUACAAAAGCGUUUAAAAAUUCUGAGGUUACUAUCCUAUCAGAGAAACAACUCUUUCUUGGCCAGAAGCUAAUUGUUACGAAAGGUGAUAUUACGAAGAUUUCUACUGAUGGUAUUGUCCAUCCAACAUCUUCUAACUUUAGCCAUGCUGGAAUGAUAGGAGGAGCAUUGAGUUCAGCUGGAGGGAAACAAUAUAUGGAUGGUGUUGCGAAAGUGGAGCAAGAGACAGGGAGUUUGCCUGUUGCUGGGGUUACUGGAUCGCCUGCUGCCAACUUAUCGGCACAGGAAGUGAUACAUGUCCAUAGUCCUUCUUGGGGAUCUACUGACUGUCAAGGUAACUUAGAAAAAGCUGUUCGUAAUAUCUUGGAUUAUGCAGAUAAAAAAGGGAUGAAAUCAGUUGCUAUUCCUUCUAUCGGAAGCGGAAGUAACAAUUUCCCGAAAUUGACGGCAGCUCAAAUCAUCUUGAGAUCCAUUGCUAAAUAUUUCGUUGGUGUAAUGUCUUCAUCACUCAAAGAGGUCUAUUUCGUUUUAUGGGAUGAAGAGAGUAUUAAUAUUUACACCAGCGAGCUGAAUAAACUAGAUGUAUCUGGCUAG
This is a messenger RNA of Trichoplax adhaerens, 1065 nucleotides long. RefSeq lists its product as uncharacterized. The transcript is spliced from 8 exons. The coding region runs from base 1 to 1065 and encodes 354 amino acids. Gene Ontology annotation, cellular component: nucleosome. The record is from RefSeq and is a predicted model, not a curated record. Lineage: Eukaryota; Metazoa; Placozoa; Uniplacotomia; Trichoplacea; Trichoplacidae. Gene Ontology annotation, molecular function: structural constituent of chromatin; DNA binding; protein heterodimerization activity.